Molecule: messenger RNA, 1578 nt
Organism: Exophiala spinifera
Lineage: Eukaryota; Fungi; Ascomycota; Eurotiomycetes; Chaetothyriales; Herpotrichiellaceae
Exons: 6
Coding region: 1-1578 (525 amino acids)
Biological process (GO): transmembrane transport
Cellular component (GO): membrane
Molecular function (GO): transmembrane transporter activity
Source: RefSeq, a predicted model, not a curated record
AUGGGUGAGCUUCAAGCCAUGACUAUCAACCCAGCCACAUCGUCGCAUGCUGAAACUGUCGGGGGCAAUGUCAACGAGGAUAAGGUCAGUGUACAACAUGCCGACAACGCGUUGGCUUUUGCCAUAGAACACCAAAACAUCACCUGGACCUCGGAAGAGGAAGCAAUGGUUUUGAGGAGAAUCGACCUUGUCAUUCUCCCCUUGCUUUUCUUUGCGGCAAUCAUUGCAUACUCAGACAGUCAAGCAUAUGGAUUCGCAGCCAUCUUCGGGCUCGUCCAGGACAUGAAUCUCUUUGUUCCCAAGAUCCAGCACGGGGAAAUCUACCUCGACCUGUCACGGUAUCAGUGGACAGCGGCGAUCCCAACCUUGGGCUCGGUCGCCAUGCAGUAUCCCCUUCUGUUAUUAGUUCAGCACCUUCACAUCGGUCGCUUCAGCGGGGGGGUUAUAAUAUUCACAGGCCUCCUGACCUUACUCACGAUUGUCUGCAAGAAUUUUGCCGACAUCAUGGCCUUAAGAUUCUUUACUGGACUUUCCACUCUCACGCAGCCGCUAUCAAUUCUGAUGACGUCGAUGUGGUGGAAGAGUCCAGAGCAGCCCCUUCGAGCAGGUAUUUACAUCUCCGGCACUGCCCUUGGCUCUCUGAUCGGCCAAGGCAUCGAUCUUGGUGCAAUCGAUAUCAAAGGCGCAUACACAACGAGCCCUUGGAAGUGGAUCUACGUCAUUCUCGGGCCCAUUACCAUCGCCUUUGGUUUUGUCAUGGUCGUACUGUUCCCAGCAUCCCCGAUGAAUGCCUGGUUUCUGUCUGCGCGACAUCGAGAAAUCGCCGUGCGCCGACUCCUCCAAAACAAUACCGGCUUGAAGGCCCGCAAAUGGAAGUGGUCCCACCUUCGGGAAGCUUAUCUGGAUCCUCAACUCUAUGCGUUAUGUAUUUACAGCUUCACCUUCGCCUUUGUCAACCAGUCUAUCGGCAGCUUUGUUGGCUUUUUAGUCACCUCCUUUGGUUACUCAAACAAGCGAUCCAUUAUAUUGUCCAUGCCAGCGAGUGCCGUGGCAGUAGUGUCUCUAACUACAUCUGGCUACCUGGGCUCUCGCUUUCCGACCAAGAGGCUGAUUAUAGCGACCUCCUACCUGAUCCCUGCCAUGGUUGGUAACAUAAUGCUGUGGAAGAGCGACAGAUCUAAUAAAGGUGCUCUUCUUGGUGGGCUGUACAUUUCAACGGUGGUUUACGGAGCCCUUGUGCAAAUGUUCGCUCUGCUAUCCUCAAAUGUCGCAGGGUACUCCAAAAAGACCGUGGUCAAUGCCACAGUAUUUGUCUUUGCAAAUUGUGGUGCGUUUGCGGGACCCUGGGCAUAUAAAAGUGAUGAGGCCGCUCGAGGAUAUCCGACUGGUCAGAUCUCAACUCUUUCUCUUCUGUGUGCAAGUGCAGCGGGAUUCGUGUUGUUACGACUGCAUUAUCACCGCGCGAAUUCGAAGAAGGCUCGAUUGAGGGACGAGCAUCCAGAAUAUAUCACAGAUCCUAGCAUUGCGCUCGCUGACCUGACAGAUAAGGAGAACCCUAUCUUCCGAUAUAUGACCUGA